UUCCUGUGUUACCGCCCUUGCUUGCCAGGGAGUGGACUGACAAGCCCAGUUCAGAAGCAGGCGCAGCUGCAUUCACUUGGAAUUCUGCUGCUAUUCGGAGUUUUUUCCUUGAGAGGUCUCUUUACCCUCAGGCGUCCCCCUGACCUGGAGCAGAAGCAGGACCAGUGUGGCUUCAGUUUACUGUUAGUGUUGCCUAGGAAGCUAUAGCCACCAUGGCGUUGUCGUACAAGAAGGAUCUGGGCAAAUACAAGGAUAUCGAUGAAGAUGAAAUCCUCAAAAAUCUGUCAGCGGAGGAGCUCAAACAGCUGGAGUCGGCGCUCGCAGAGAUGGAUCCUGAGAAUGCCCUCCUUCCAGCCGGUUUACGACAGAAAGAUCAGACCAGUAAGGAGUCUACCGGACCGUUCAACAGGGAUCGUCUGCUCAAAUACUUGGAGAAGGAAGCUAUGGAGUAUAAGGACAGAGAGGAUAUUGUGCCGUUCACAGGAGAGAAAAAAGGAAAAGUAUUUGUUCCUAAGCAGAAGCUGAUGGAAACAAGCCAGGAGGAAGCCACAACCCUUGAUCCAGAAUUAGAGGAAGCACUCUCCAGUGCUACAGACACUGAACUAUGUGAUCUAGCAGCGAUUCUGGGUGUUCACACACUGGUCACCAGUAACCGGACAUUUGAUGGGACAGGAAGUAAAGAGGGUUACAACAAUGUGAUCAAAGGAGAGAAGAUGAACCCAGUGUUUGAUGAGCCUCCCAACCCUACUAAUGUAGAAGAAACUCUGCAGAGGGUGAAAAGCAAUGACAGCUCCUUAACAGAAGUGAACCUGAACAACAUUAAGAACAUUGCCAUUCCUACGCUGAAAGACCUUGCCAAAGCUAUGGAGAAGAACACACACGUCAAAAAGUUCAGCCUGGCUGCCACACGGAGUAACGACCCGGUCGCCGUGGCAUUUAGCGACAUGCUUCGGGAGAACAAAACAUUGCGGAGUUUAAACUUGGAGUCUAACUUUAUCACUGGUGCUGGGGUGCAGAGUUUGGUGGAUGCUCUGCGAGACAAUGACACACUCACAGAAAUCAAGAUCGACAACCAGAGGCAGCAGCUGGGGACCUCCGUAGAGAUGGAGAUAGCUAAAAUGUUGGAACAGAACAAAAGCAUAGUGAAGUUUGGCUACCACUUCACUCAGCAAGGACCUCGGUCCAGGGCUGCUGCUGCCAUCACCAAGAACAACGAUCUAGUCCGCAGGAGGCGAGUGGAGGGGGACCUGUAGUGAAGCGGUACAACCUUUUUCCGAGCCAAUCCUGCUUUUCAUCUCGUGGUGUGGAAUGAUUUCAGCCAAUGCCCUGGUCUCAUCUCACUGUGUGCAAAUUUUAGUCCUGUGCCAAACUACAGAGCAAGGCGCGCUUAAGCUGAAGAUGCAUCUGAGAAGAAGGGAAAUAACUGGAAAUGCCCCCCCACCCCUUUGUCUGUUCUUUUAUUUGUUAUUAAGUUGUUAUUGAAGAUGUACAUCUUAUUAGUUUUUAGACAUUUCAUUUCAGCUGAUCCUAUUUUGAGCCUUUAUAGUAGCUGUUUAGCCUUUUUAAUUUGAUUUUCCAUUUUAUGUAAUGAUUUGAACUAAUCAUGAUCAUCACCAAUAACACACCAUUAGAACGUAACGCUGAGGAACAUCUGGGCUUGCGGUUUGGGUCCAGCUUUGAGUUGGAUUGAUGUACUAAAGCAGCAGUUUGUUUGAUUUUUGAACCAUCCUGAAGUUGAUGCUCAGAUCUAAUGACUCGCGUGAAGGAGAGCAUGCCCGUUUUACAUGAAAUGUUUGCAGGAGGGGCCUUGUGAAGGUAGCACUCUCGUGUUGGUGUGUUCCAAAAGGAGCAACUUAAAGCUCGUCUUUCUCUGCAGUCCAGCCGAGACUACAAGCUUGAUCACAAAGUCUGCUAAAAUACCAUCUAAACACCUGUUUAAUUCCCUAUUUGUAUAAUAUAACCUGUAACUAAUGUAUUCUAUAUUCUUUUGUUUGUUAAAUCUAACUAAAGGUUUUCUUUUGAUACGGUUACAACUCUAAUGCAAGUUUCUCUGCCUCUAAAAAACAAGCAAACUCAUUUUUGAUGUUUUUAUUACACAAAAGUGGGAUUAUAUUCCAAAAAAGAUCUUGUUCCAAUUAGAAAAGGUUUUAAUCAGCUGCAUGUGCUUUUUGUCUCUGAUGCUCAGUUAUGCCAAAGACUAACGAGGUGCAGAAAUAUCAAUACUGGACUUUGUUUUCCUUCAUAGUGCAGAUCUGAGGAUAUGGAGUCCGUUUGUAAAAAUUACAAAGAUAUUUUUUACAGCCUAUUCUUUGCCCCUUUCUUUCUGGCCUUUCACAAUAAAAUCAUCAUUUUAGUCCAGUAGAUGUGACACUUUCCUCUCAGGUUGCUUAUGAAAUGCCCCAUAGGACUUCAUCUCACAGACAGGUUUUAAUUCCUUCACUUGCAUGCCUAUAAUGCUUUGAUUCUCAGUUUUAGAACGUGUGCAUCAAAUGAAGUUCUCGGUUACACUAACCUGCUUCAGAUGGUCAAAACGGAACUUAUUCAGGAGUUACUUGAAGCUUGUACAUACUGUUUAUAGGAACUAUAUGCUGGCAUGAAGUCGUCACUUGUGAACACCGUGUUUCUGUAAACCAAAACCGUGUUUUCUUUCCUCUUGGCCUCACAUUCCUUAAAAAUAGAUUUACUUUGGGGUUUCAUAUCUGUGCACUUUUUCCUAUCUGCUACUUUCAGGUGAAAUAUUUUGUUCCUACAUUCCUGUUUUUUAAUUAUUUUCUUUAGAUGCUCACUUAAAGGUGGGAAACUUAUUUUGUUUUUGUUUUUUUGUUUUUGCUUGGGCUUGUUAGCAUUCUGUGGUUCAUACUAUGUAUAUUAACUGUAAAAUGCCAUCUCACAUGGAAGUUAUGCACACAGAUACACACGUGUAAACGCAUCACUGCUGAGAUUUUGUUUUAAACUUCAAGGUGUUAACACAAAGGAAUGUGUAUUAUAAGAAUACCCCACAAGACUGGGAAAUGAAAAGCACUGCUUAAUAUAAAACAUCCUCAUCAAUAAAUGUUUAUACAUA
Messenger RNA from Nothobranchius furzeri (turquoise killifish), 3064 nucleotides. It is a transcript of the gene tmod2, whose product is annotated as tropomodulin 2. The record is from RefSeq and is a predicted model, not a curated record. Lineage: Eukaryota; Metazoa; Chordata; Actinopteri; Cyprinodontiformes; Nothobranchiidae. Gene Ontology annotation, molecular function: tropomyosin binding. Gene Ontology annotation, biological process: myofibril assembly; actin filament organization; pointed-end actin filament capping. Gene Ontology annotation, cellular component: striated muscle thin filament; myofibril; cytoskeleton.